AUGCGCUCGUUCCGAACCACAUUCCACAAGGUGGACUGGAGGCGAGACAAAACGGUUGUCCAGAACAGGUAUGCAAGACGUGGGUCUUUUUUACGGUAUAUCCUGCGGGAUAUCUUUGACUUGGAUCGUCGUUUUGCUGCUUACAUUUUGUUCAUAUCUACUCGGAGGAGGCUAAUGAAUAUGAGCUCACUCGGUCAAGUUCGCGUCGGACACAAAGCUCCAUACUUUGAAGGGGAGGCGGUGAUCAAUGGCGUCAUUGAAGAAGUAUCACUGAAUACCUACAUCCAACCCCCCAUCAAAGGCGAAGAGCCAGACCCUUGUGCCCCAUGGCUAAUGCUCAUGUUUAUACCUGCAGCAUUCAGCUUCGUCUGUCCGUCUGAAGUUCUCGCUUUCCAGAAUUGCCUCGACGAGUUCAGGGAUCGGAAUUGCAGCGUCGUGUUUGUGUCGGUGGAUACGAAGCAUUCACUGUGGCAUUGGCAGAAUGUUCCGAGACAGUAUGGUGGGUUGGGGCACAUUGAUGUACCUUUGCUGAGUGAUGCAAAUCAUCGCAUUGCCAAGGAUUACGGUGUCUUGAUCGAAGAUGAGGGUGUCAGUCUCAGAGGCAUGUUCAUACUGGAUGGUGCGGGAAUUGUGCAACAAGUAACUCUCAACAAUCUCACCGUUGGCCGCAGUGUGUUGGAAGCCCUGCGUCUUCUCGAAGCUUUUCAAGCUGUGGCUAAACACGGUGUCUUGUGUCCAAUCGACUGGAAACCAAACCACGAUGCUGUCGAGACCUUGAGUACCAUAUCCAACACUCUGACCGAGUCGUAUGAGGAUCGUCUAGCUAUUCUGCAAAAAGAGUUUGGCAAUAUCCAGGGUAGUCGACACUCCAGCCAGAAAGACAGCGAAGAUUCGGCAAAGGAGGAAGACAUCAAGUCAUCUAGCACCCCAACAUUCACAACCAAGUCCGGCUCUUCCCCUUCAAGCCCAUCACCCCCAGCCAUAAAACAGGUUGUCUGCACUCGUGGCAUGCCACGCAGCCCGAGUUCGAAUACAAACUAUACUAGUCAACAAGAUGAAUCCCCCCGGAUAGAAAGUCCACCAGCCUUGAAGCUCCCGGGCUCAUACCCCUCGGCAAGGUCAUCAUCUUCAGCACCACCAAGUGCAAACAUCACCCCACUACACACCCCUACCAUAUCCCACGCUGCACGCCCUGCCAUGGCCAGCACCACGCGCCACUCAAGAGGUAAAGCUUCCAGCUCAAAAUCUCCAAUCAACCAAGACCUCAACACCCUCUUCCACUCUCCCACUCCCUCACUCUCCCCAGCCAUCCAUCCACAAAUCUCAUCAACCACUAACUCAUCCUCAGCCCACUCGAGCACCCCCUCCACCCCCACCGCCCACACCCCAAUAUCCCCUCCCGCCCAGCUAAGCCAAACCUACGAAAGCCGUCGAGGCAGCCACAAAGUCCAAGAAUUCGCCGACCCAACAAACAGCACACACCCCUUGCCCAGCAGCAACACCAUGCGACCCAGCAUAAGAGCCCUCGCACGCCCCAACGCACCACGCGCAUACUCGUACACCCAGACUGGCACCAAGGCUUCUGGAGUGCCAAACUACGGGCACUUGAGGACGGCGUCGGAGCCUGCGAGACAGGCGCCGCUUGGGCCUCCUUCUAUGCCUCGGGGCGGGCAGACGAGGUUGCAGGCUACGUUUGAGGCGCUGAAGGAGAUGGGUGCGGGGUUGGCGAGUCCGAGGUUGGAUUAUGGGACUCGGAAGUCGCAGCCGACGAGUGUGGGUGGGGAGACGAGGGAGGGGGGUUACUUUGAUGUUGUGACGGAGGGGGUGGAGGCGUAG
Plenodomus lingam JN3 is the source of this 1836-nucleotide messenger RNA. NCBI's taxonomy places the organism in Eukaryota, Fungi, Ascomycota, Dothideomycetes, Pleosporales, Leptosphaeriaceae. The record is from RefSeq and is a predicted model, not a curated record.